This is a messenger RNA of Psylliodes chrysocephalus, 2286 nucleotides long. Lineage: Eukaryota; Metazoa; Arthropoda; Insecta; Coleoptera; Chrysomelidae. The record is from the annotation of a GenBank genome assembly.
UCAAAAUGGCAGCGUAGUAAAAUGUGUAUUGAUAAGUUCAGUGUAAGCGAUCUAAAAAUGGCUAGCGAGAGUAUCGAAAAUAAGUCUAUUGUUCAAAUUCGAAGAAAUAUUAUCAAAAAGUGUUUGUGUAGUGGUGAUAUUUUGUGUACGAAAUUGAGAUAUCAAAGCCAAGGACAUUGUAGGGCGAAAAAACAUAUUUCUAUGCAUUUUAGACACAACAAUAAAAGGACUGUCACGUGGUUUUGCAUAGUUUGAAGUGAAUUUACAAACAAAACCCAAAAUGUGGAACAUACCGAGAUCGAUUGGUCAAAUGGGACCAGUUAUGGUGCCCCUGAAAACCCACAAGCGAGAUUUCGCCUCCAUCAAUCUCACCAACGUAGCCAUAGCGCCCGGGAAAUCAUUCAGGAAUCCAAAUUUCGUAAAUAAACACCCCAGCGUGCAUUGCUGUUACAGUGCUACCCCAAUAUCCAUACCUGUUCAUAAAGUUUGUCAAAAUUCCGAUUCUGACACAUCUGGAACUGUCACAAAUUCUAGUCCUAAUAAUCUCGUGGAUAAAUCCGCAAAAGAAAUUUAUUGUGAAGAAAGCCCUGUUAGGAAAUCUCCAGUCGGAGGCAGCCCGGUUUGUUCGGGGCGCAAAAGGUGCAAAAAGCUCCGCAAAAGCCGCAAAAAGAAAGCAUCGAAUAAGAAUUCAAAACAGAACAAUUCUAGGAGACAAAUCAACGAUAUGAUGGAAAUUGAUUUGGAACCGGACGUUUCAAUGAACGGUUGUGAAGGGAAUAUAUCAAUUUCCCCCAAAACCCUUCAUUUGACCGACUUCAUAGUCGAUAUACCCACCAAAAUGAAUGAUGAAGUAUUCACAUUUAUAUCCAUAUCGCCUCCGAGUAACAACAGGAGCUUCCCGAGGGAACGGGAGCUGUCCGUUUGUGAAUCGGAGGAUAGUUUUAUAGUUUUUGAUAGUGGGACUGAUGAGGAGCUCAAAUUUUCUGAUUCAGACAUUGCGGAAUUGGACACUGACGACGACGAUGAUGAAUCCGAUUCGGACAUUGAUGAUGAUUUUGAUUCGUCUUUUUCAGUUUUGCCGUGUAAAAGGGUACGAUUCGCUGAAAAAGAAGAUCUCUGCGAGGUCCACCCCAUGGUCCAAUGGUCGUACGCUUAUCGAAACGCGAGAAAAGGACCUUGGGAGGAGUACGCCAGAGAUAGAGAACGAUUUUCUAAAAGAAUUAAACACACUGAAAAAAUUCUAGGUCCGAUUUUCGAUCAACGGCAUAGAGACAAUGUGUACAGAGAAAGAUUUAACGAUAAUGUUUAAUAUAAUCAUUACUUAUUAGGGGUUAUUUAUGCGAUUUAUUUUUCAAUGCAAAAAAACAAGAGAUUCGGUUUGGAUUGUGACAGAAAUUGGGUAUGAAUCUAGAUGACAAAAGUAUCUACAAUUUAGGAGCUGUUUGUAAAUAUAUUCAACUCAAAUUUGCUGUUACUAUUUUUACUAUUUAACUGGGAGACUAUUUUCAAAUGUGAGAGAAAUUAAUGCUUUAUCAAGAAGCUCCAAAAAGUAGUCAGUGGCUUUCAAAAUACUAUUUCUAUAGAUUGAUCAAUUAUCUAUUUCUACUCUGAAAAAAAGUCCCCUAGUGCCUAGUUAUGUUAAAUCGAACGCAUUGAUCUACAGAGUGUUUAAAGAUAAAUGCGAUAAAAGUAAUUUAAACCAUUUUGUUUUUGCAAUUAAAAUUAAUUGAAAAGAAUCCGCUACUUUUAAACACUCUGUAUAUAUUUUAAUCGCCAUUUCCAAUUAUUUGAUUUGCGGUAUGACAAAUAUGUGCCACUGAAAUCGUUUUAGAUUUAUUUUAAAUAAUCGCCACAAUUUUUUAUUAAUUUUUUUUUUUAGAUUUCUGACUUUAAAAUUACAGUUGAUGUGAUUUUGUGGCAUUACAAAUGAUGAUGGAAAGUAUUUUAUCAAUUUUAUUACAAUUUUUUUUUCGUCAUCAUCCAUUAACCAUAAAAAUAUUUGAAGUACUGCAAACCUUUCUUCGGGCUGUGAUGUAAUUACAAAAAUUAGCAUAAAAAUAUUUUCACAUCGCUUCAAUAUAAUCUUGAUACUGUUUUUUCUGAACUGUGAUAUUUUAUUUGACAUUGUCUAACGAGAUCUGAAUUUUUUAAGUCAUCACCUUUCACCUUUUUCUUUAAAUACCGAUUUGCUGAUUAUGAUUGUGAGAUAAUGGUUGGGGUUAUGAUUGUGGGCGGUGUUAUAAUUGUGAGAUAAUGGGUGGGGUUAGGAUUGUGGGCGGAAUUAUG